Messenger RNA from Owenia fusiformis, 4727 nucleotides. The record is from the annotation of a GenBank genome assembly. NCBI's taxonomy places the organism in Eukaryota, Metazoa, Annelida, Polychaeta, Sabellida, Oweniidae.
UAGAUGGUGCUCACUGUGGGGCCACUCCUGGAGCCUAAACACCUGAGUUUGUUUGUAUUGAUUCAAGGUAACCCAAUUCUGACGUUGGUUCUUUCAAAUUGGUAAACAAUCUUCUUAGCCAAUGUAAAGAUGGCAUUAUUCAAAGAAGAGCUUAUUGAUGAAUUGUCGAUAAUAAUGAUGCAGUUCUCUGCAAUGUUGCUAUGUCAACGGAAAAUACGAAACUACGCCUGAUUUGAAAGGGAUAUCACAACAAUCUGAUGAAAUGACGUCAAGAUGACGUCAGUGCCUAGGCCAUUCGCCAUGAAAGUAGAUGUGAGGUAGAAAUGUCAAUUUCGUUGUUUUCUCUGCCGCUCAGAGCUUCGUCAGGGAGUCGUGGAGACUCAUACGUUGAGAAAUAACAAUGGUCAUGGCAGAAAAGCCGAGGACCCAGAUUAGAGUAGGAUUUUACGACAUAGAACGGACAAUUGGGAAAGGAAACUUUGCAGUUGUAAAAUUGGCGAAACACCGGAUCACAAAAACAGAGGUGGCUAUAAAGAUCAUAGACAAGACACAGUUAGAUGACACAAACCUGAUCAAGGUGAGGAGAGAGAUAAAGAUACUGAAACUGCUGGAGCAUCCUAGCAUCAUCAGGCUCUACCAGGUGAUGGAAACAAAGAAUAUGCUGUAUUUGGUCUCAGAGUAUGCUCCUAAUGGAGAGAUAUUUGACUAUAUUGCCCAGCAUGGACGAAUGACAGAGCCAGAGGCUAGGCGGAAGUUCUGGCAAAUUCUUUCUGCUGUUGAGUAUUGCCAUGACAGACAUGUAGUACACAGAGAUCUAAAGGCUGAAAAUCUCCUGCUUGAUGCCCACAUGAACAUUAAGAUAGCAGACUUUGGGUUUGGCAAUUUCUUCACUCCAUCUGAGUUGAUGGCUACUUGGUGUGGAAGUCCCCCAUAUGCAGCUCCCGAGGUUUUUGAGGGCAAGAAAUACCUUGGGCCUCAGAUCGACAUAUGGAGCCUGGGUGUGGUGUUAUAUGUUCUAGUGUGUGGGGCACUACCGUUUGAUGGUCAGACAUUACAAACACUGCGUGACAGAGUUCUAUCUGGCCGUUUUAGAAUACCCUUCUUCAUGUCAACAGAUUGUGAGCAUUUAAUACGACGAAUGCUAGUUCUUGAUCCCAACAAACGCUAUUCCAUAGCGCAGAUAAAGCGCCAUAAGUGGAUGUUGAUGGAGGGAAGCCUGCCAGAGCCUAUAGUUCCUAUUAUUAGUCCCCAUAUAGCAGAAUCUGCGAAAGUGGGAGAAUAUAAUGAACAAAUUUUACGCUGUAUGCAAAGUCUUGGUAUAGAUCAGCAGAAGACCACUGAGGCUUUAAACAGUAAUGCUUACGACCACUACACCGCCAUAUAUUACCUACUACUCGACAGACUUAAGCACCAUAGGAGCAGCUUCCCAGUUGACCCAAAAAUGGAUGCACGAAAGCGUCGUCCUAGCACAAUUGCUGAACAGGCAAUAUUACGUACCCAUGUAACAAACACUAUAGGAAACUCUCAGGUUCAGGGUCAAGGUCAAAUCCCGGGGGCACACCCUCAGUUGGUGGACACUAAACAAGGUUUAUUCAGUAAGACGACUGACUGUGUGACUCCCCAGAUGAACCUUGAGACACAAAGACAGUUAUAUAUUGAUGCUGAUAGCGUUCAGAUCCCAUCUGGCGUGUCGGGAUGUUUGCCGGAUAUUCUCCCCUCAAGUGCAAUGAAACUGCCCCAGGUUGGCACGACAGCCUCGGCUGUUGCUCCGGGCCAUAUCAUACAUACCUCGAUAGAUGAGGGUGUCGAAGUAGACUUAUCAGAUUUUGAAUGUCCCCUCCCUCAGCAGCAGACCCCCCAUCCCACCAUGGCCCCUUUACCACGCCGGCACACAUUUAAUGAUGGAACUUCUUCAAUUAUUAGCAAUACAGCCUCCCAGCUACCGAAUGAUACGAGUCAAACAUCAUUCAGUAGUGGCAUGUCAGAGAGUUCUAGCAAUAGCACAGGAUUCAGUUCUGUAUUCACCAGUUUCGAUUCAACCCUUGAAUCAGACUUAUCAAGUGGUUCAUUAUUAGGUAGUGGGGGGCCUUACCCUCCCCCUGGCCAACUACCACAUCACAAUGCUAGUCAAAAUGGUGGUGUGCAUAACCUGCCAAUCAUGCUGCCUCAAUCAUCUAUGACUCCACCUACAAACUCUAAAUUUCCGCACAAUCCCGAGAAUGGGGGUCCUACAGUUGAUCGCAAUGAGACUAGAUCACCAGUGAAUUUCCGUGAAGGUCGUAGAGCAUCGGAUGGACUUUGCACCCAAGGGAUUAUUGCAUUCAGGCAGCGUCUAAAAGAGAGCAUGAAAGCCCCAGGCAUGGCGGAGCUUCGCCAGGAACAUCAACAUAUUGAGGGCGUGCCAGAGGAACAGUUGGAUCUCCAAUCUCACCAAGACCAUCACCUAAGUGGAAGACAAUGGUCCCUUGAUGAGGAAAGCCCAGGACAACGACAGAGGCCUCCUAUGGUGAAACGAAUGUCUCUCCCCUCUGAGCCAUUUGACCUCCAGCCUCACCAGUUUCUUGCUAUGAAGCAUAGUAUCAACAUAGAGCGCCAUAUGGAGUCAAAACCUCCAGAAACAGAAGUGUUUAACCCUUUGAGGCCCUGCGAGUACCAAAAUAAACCUCUGGAGAAGCAGCUACUUCAGCACCGUCUGCAGCAAAGGAGGCAGAUAUUUCAGAAGCACGCUAUGCCCCAGCAUGCCCCACAGCAAGGUCAAACUCUACAGCAGCAGUUCCAACAGCUUCAGCUUGAUACGUCACUGAAAUCUCACACUGAUCCAGCAUCGUUUAAAAGUCUCGAGAAUACAACACCUCUACAUCACAUGCCUAUUACCCAGGGUGCAAUGCAACCAUCAUUUCAACCAACCAAUGUGCCCCCGACAGCAAAGCAACAGCAACAAUCCAACAUACAGCAAGCAACAAUACAAAAACAAAUCGCCAUGCAGCCAAUGGCAUUGCAACAACAACAACAGAUGGCGCUGCUACGACGUCAAAUGAUCCGUCAAUCAUCUUAUAAAUUAGCACAACAACAGUCCGUUAUUCCUAGUGAGGAUUAUGGGACUGCACUCCUGGAGGAGUCCGCUCUCUUGGGGGAGACAGCCCCUUGGAUGGAGGGAGAAACCGGUAACCAUGGUAACACUGUAUUUCAGGGACAGUUAGGGAGACACCCAACAGAUGGCGUUGCUUUGAAUGAUGGAAUGCCAAACUAUAACAUGGAUAUGAGUUAACAUAAGUUUGGCAGAAUAGAGCUAUAAAUUUAGAUAGACAAAUCAUUCAUAUGCAAGUAUUUAUAACACUAGCGUAGUGCUCAAACUAGCUCAAUUUUAUCCACUAGGUAUAUUAGUGAGCACAUAUCCACCAUUUGUGUUAUUUAUGUUAAUUAGCUAUGUUAAUAAGGAAUCAUUCGUCACUUAGGCUAGAUGUACUGUGUACUGUACAUCUAUACUUUGAACUGUUUAACUGUACUUUGUACUGUAUAUCUGUGCAUUUUCCAAAAUGUCAUAUGGCCAGUUUAAUUGACUUGCAGUAGCUCAGUGUUAGUACCAAGUAGAAAAUUCAUAAUUCUCAUUUAUAUUCUAUGCUGAAUCGUGAUAUUGUCCAAUGUCCAUAUUAUUAAACAAAAUGAGUGCCAAUAUUAUUGGUAUUUUGUUUUUGGGCAAUUGUGAAUUUUCUAUUAUUUCUUAGCUGUGUUGUUGCAGAGAACUUGGCAAAGUAAAACUGGCAUGUCUAUCCCAUGAUUCUCUGACAUACCAAACUGUCAACAAAAUCUGGGAUAGGUGCCCUCCCGUAAAUGUAUAUGGUAAAUGAGAGAGAGUGAAGUAGCUACAGUACAUGUACCUCUGUAUUACAGGGUGUACAUUAAGUCUCUACACUUUACAUAGACUUUGUAUUUUAAAGAUACUUUAUGAACGCCCUGUAUAUCACAUGUAUAAGUUAUGCCUCAAUGAAAGAUCAUCCCCUUUGUCUAAAAUUCCCAUAUUGGUCAUAUUUUACGAGGAUGUGCUGUUGACUGUGUAAGGUUGUACAGCACAGUUUAACAUUAGAUAAGAUUUGACCAACUGACAUCUAUGAAUUUAGGUUAUUAUAACAUCUGUAAUAGUGUAAUAUAUUGUAUGUAAGUCAUCCCAAAAGUCUUGAAAUUCGAUUUUUUCAACAAAAGACGAUACCCAAGACUUUUGAGCAAUCCUUGUACAAGUGGAACUCUGUCGAAAGUGCACAUAAGCUGUAUUUAAAUACCAUUGCAGUACAAUAGCAACAAAAGGGGCCUCGACCUCGUGCAUUUUAUAGUUAAAUACUAAUACUUAACUUAUGACAUAUCAGUGAUUGAUAGAGAUUAUCUAGCAGAGUAUUUUUCUGAGUGGAUAUUAUUGCUACAUUUUUUUAAAAGUAAAAAAUGAUCUAAAUUCAAGAUUCAAGUUUGUGCACAAUUUUGCCAAAUCAAUUGAAUAUAUAAUUUGUAGCUGUUGUCAAGCUAAUGUAUGUAAUGUUCACUUGAGAUUGGCAAGUUACUAGUAUAUUUCUAUUUUUCAUAGUUGUCAUGAUUCUUUAUUUGAUUCCUCAUUCUGUCUCAACAAGCCAACAUUUUUCUUCAAAACUUCAUCGCAAAUGAUUACAGUGUAUUGGUGGUGCGCUAUUUGAACUCCAGGGCCUAGCUAUAAAAAGAAUGGAAUCUAUGUGUAUCAUUAC